This is a messenger RNA of Musa acuminata subsp. malaccensis (wild Malaysian banana), 463 nucleotides long. Its product is annotated as GDSL esterase/lipase At2g31550-like. Gene Ontology annotation, molecular function: hydrolase activity, acting on ester bonds. The record is from RefSeq and is a predicted model, not a curated record. Lineage: Eukaryota; Viridiplantae; Streptophyta; Magnoliopsida; Zingiberales; Musaceae.
UCUCGGAGGCCGUAGGUUCAUAGUCGUUGGCCUUCCUCCGAUCGGGUGCUUACCGCUCCAAAUGACGCUAAGCGUGGUUCAUUCUGUCGUCCGGACGUGCGUCGAUGAGCAGAACUCAGAUGCGCGGCACUACAAUUCCAAGCUCAAGCACCUUCUGCUCAAGACCCAGCAAUCUCUUCCCGGGAGCAAGUUUGUCUACCUCGACUUGUAUGACUUCUUGAUGGAGGUCCUCAACAAUGCAGCCAAGCAUGGUUUCCAUGAAACCAAGAGAGGAUGUUGCGGGACGGGGCUGUUCGAAGUAGGUCCUCUUUGCAACCGGUUGAACCCAGCUUGCCCGGACGCGUCGAGAUUUGUGUUUUAUGAUGCCAUCCAUCCGUCGCAGAGAUUUUAUGAGUUGAUCACCGACUACGUUGUGGAGGACAUCAUUCCACAUUUGCGACGACGAGUGUGAUUAACGAGCCUG